UAAACAGUUAAACCCAAAAGGCCAAAACCCUCUCUGGUUCCUCCCGUCACACCAUUAACACUCCACCCUCUCCUCGCCACUCAAUAGUGUAUUCCACAGAAAUGCUGAGGACCCUGACUCUCCGUCGAUCCCUCCGAUCCUUCCACCAUCGCCAAACCCCAACCUCCAGCUGCACAGCCACUUCCGGCUUCCCUGCCAAUUCCAACGGUACUCGUUUCCUUCCAAACUCUAAUCGCACAUUUUGCACAUCUCCGGCACCUUCUUCUUCCACCGAAGCCAAGGUCCGCCAGUACCUCGGAUAUGGGGCGCUUAUGAUAUUCAGUGGCGCUGCUACAUACUAUUAUUUCCCCGAGGACGCUCUGCAGAAGAAGGCCAAGCUCUUCCGCUAUGCUCCGAUGCCGGACGACCUCCACACCGUUUCCAAUUGGAGUGGCACUCACGAGGUCCUAACCCGGGAAUUUCACCAGCCGGAGAAUCUAGCUGAAUUGGAGAAAUUGGUCAAAGAAUCAAAUGAAAAGAAGGCCAAAAUUCGGCCGGUUGGUUCCGGACUAUCUCCCAACGGUAUUGGGCUAGCUAGGGCCGGGAUGGUGAAUUUGGCGUUGAUGGAUAAGGUUUUGGAGGUGGAUAAAGAGAAGAAGAGGGUGAGAGUGCAGGCAGGGAUCAGGGUGCAGCAGUUGGUCGAUGGGAUUAAGGACUACGGGCUUACGUUGCAAAAUUUUGCUUCCAUUAGAGAGCAGCAGAUUGGAGGCAUUGUUCAGGUUGGUGCACACGGUACUGGUGCAAGAUUGCCUCCCAUUGACGAGCAGGUUGUUAGCAUGAAACUGGUGACUCCUGCCAAAGGAACAAUAGAGAUCUCAAAAGAGAAUAAUCCUGAGCUUUUUUAUCUAGCUCGUGUUGGUCUUGGUGGGCUUGGAGUAGUUGCUGAAGUCACCUUACAAUGUGUUGAUAGGCAAGAGCUUGUGGAGCACACUGUUGUUUCAAGCAUGAAGGAGCUAAAGAAGAACCACAGGAAGUUGCUUUCUGAGAACAAGCAUGUGAAAUAUCUUUAUAUUCCCUAUACUGACUCUGUUGUGAUUGUGACUUGCAACCCCGUUUCAAAAUGGAGAGGUCCACCAAAAUUCAAACCCAAAUAUACUGAAGAUGAAGCUCUGGAGCAUGUUCGAGGCCUCUACAGAGAGUCUCUAAGAAAAUAUAGGGCUAGAGAAAUUUCUGCUCAACCUUCAGAAAAUACAGAACCAGACAUUGAUCAGCUCUCAUUCACAGAGUUAAGAGACAAAUUACUUGCUCUUGAUCCGCUCAACAAAGACCAUGUAAUAAAAAUCAAUCAAGCUGAGGCUGAGUUCUGGAGGAAGUCAGAAGGUUACAGAGUGGGAUGGAGUGAUGAAAUUUUGGGCUUUGACUGUGGUGGCCAACAGUGGGUGUCAGAAAUUUGUUUUCCUGCUGGCACCCUUCGGAAGCCAAGUAUGAUGGACCUUGAGUACAUAGAAGAACUGAAGGAACUCAUUGAGAAAGAAGAUAUACCUGCACCAGCUCCUAUCGAGCAGCGAUGGACAGCUCGCAGCCAGAGCCGUAUGAGUCUGUCUUCCAGCCCAGCAGAGGAUGACAUAUUCUCAUGGGUGGGUAUAAUCAUGUAUCUCCCCACUAUGGAUGCACGCCAAAGGAAAGAUAUAACGGAAGAAUUCUUCCACUACAGGCAUUUAACCCAGAGUCGAUUAUGGGAUCGGUAUUCUGCCUAUGAACAUUGGGCUAAGAUUGAGGUUCCAAAGGACAAUGAAGAACUUGCUGCACUCCAAGCUAGGCUAAGAAAACGUUUCCCAGUGGAUGAAUAUAAUAAAGCACGAAAGGAAUUGGACCCCAGUAGGAUCCUUUCUAAUCAUAUUCUGGAAAAGCUGUUUCCAUUGUCAGAUAACAUUUGAAAGCAUCCUCUACUGGUUAGUUUGUUCCCUCUAUUAUUUUGAAAUUUUUUAGUCCUGUUGUCAAAUUUCUUGCUUGCAUCUUUCUCCUGAAGAUCCCGACUGUACAUUAAACCGAGUGAAAUGAGAAUAUACAAUAAGAUGUAUAUUGUUACACCUGUGAUGCAUCAUAAUAAAGAACUUUAUGUAA
Molecule: messenger RNA, 2103 nt
Organism: Tripterygium wilfordii
Lineage: Eukaryota; Viridiplantae; Streptophyta; Magnoliopsida; Celastrales; Celastraceae
Product: L-galactono-1,4-lactone dehydrogenase, mitochondrial-like
Exons: 6
Coding region: 102-1916 (604 amino acids)
Cellular component (GO): membrane
Molecular function (GO): galactonolactone dehydrogenase activity; FAD binding; D-arabinono-1,4-lactone oxidase activity
Source: RefSeq, a predicted model, not a curated record